AUGAAAUUGUACAAGAAAAGUGAGAUAUUUUCUGAAAAAUAUAAUAAGAAUAGUGAAUUAGAAAUAAGUCCAGAAGUUCAAAAGAAAAUCAUGGAUGGAAAUGCUGCAUUUAUAAUUGAUUUAAUAGCAAGUUUAAAAAUUCCUAGCUUCACUAUAUCAUCACUUGGAAUCCAGCUCGUUAAUUAUUUUUUUAUUGGAAAGAGCUACUUGAACUAUGAUAGAUUCAUUUACUGUGCUGCUGCUUUGAUGCUGGCAUUUAAAAUAAAGGAAUAAGAUCAUUAUAGGUUAAAGCCUAUUAUUAUGGGAUAUUACCAGUAAGCACCAAGAAGGGACUAGACAUAGAUAAUGAAUGAUACGAUAUAUUAAUAAAUUAAAAAUAAAAUUUGCAUAGCUGAAAGCAAAUUGUUAAAAGCAAUAUAAUUUGAAUUCGAUAUAUAGCUUCCCUUUGAUUUCUUGCAAACAAUUAUUGAAUUCUGUAAUGAAAAAGAUCAAGAUAAAGAACGUAUAUAUUAUGCCACUAAGGUAAUAAGUUAUGAUAGCUUUAGAAGUUAUGCUCCUCUUAUUUUUAAACCACAAAUUAUAGCUGUUUCUGCUUUUAUGAUUAGCUGCUCUUAAUUUAACAUAGAACCACACUUAAGAAUUCCUGAAAGAUUCAAAGAAAAGUAUAAUCCUGAGACUAUGAGAGAAGAAGAAGCUUAUGAAAGAUGGCUGCAAGAAAUUUCUAUAGAAUUAAAAACAUAAAUUACUGCUGAAGAUAUAAAAGAUUGCUUGUACGUACUAAAUGAACUUCUUUAUCUUCACUAUAAUCCUAAAGAAGAUGAUUUAAAAAAAUUUGAAUAGUAUGAAACCUCUCUUGAAUAAAGCAAAAUUAAAAAUGAUCAAAAUGAAAAACCAAAUUAAGAAAAAUAGACUGAAUAAAAAAUGGAUAUUGAAUAAUAGUGA
This is a messenger RNA of Tetrahymena thermophila SB210, 942 nucleotides long. Its product is annotated as amine-terminal domain cyclin. Gene Ontology annotation, cellular component: nucleus; cyclin/CDK positive transcription elongation factor complex. The transcript has 6 exons. Gene Ontology annotation, molecular function: cyclin-dependent protein serine/threonine kinase activator activity. The record is from RefSeq and is a predicted model, not a curated record. NCBI's taxonomy places the organism in Eukaryota, Ciliophora, Oligohymenophorea, Hymenostomatida, Tetrahymenidae. Gene Ontology annotation, biological process: positive regulation of DNA-templated transcription, elongation; regulation of transcription by RNA polymerase II.